UCCGUGUGCUCAGCCGUUGGACAGCUCCUUGUGUGUCUGUCUGUCUGAAAUCAUGCACCUGGAGCGCGCGAGGCCAGGCCCGCAGCACGACCGCGUUCCGUCCAUAAACUAGCUAGUUCCCGGAGAGUCUCGGUCCAACCCCCGCUGGAGUGUCCGCUGGGCAGGUUGACGAGAGCAGAGAGAGAAGACAAUACGAAGCUUGCGGAAAGCCAUUGCUUUUCUCCUUCGCCUGCUAAUAAAGAAAGCAGCGUCUCAGCCGUGUAUCACCAGAACAACAGACAGCCCGGCGGCGGAGGGAACGCCGCACCGAGACCCGCCUGGACCCGCUUUAUUGUCUCUUUGACUGGGUGGAUUUCUGCGUGAAGAUGGCUUAUCUGGCCGCGCUGUUGUUGCUGCCAGUCCUGUGUAGCAUCAUCAGCACCUCCAGCGCUGCAUCCUCAGUAUCCCGGAAAUGUGAGGACAGCUUGGCCACUCCUCUCCCCUACAGCUCCUUCACCAGUUCAUCUGUGUACGCACAAGGAUGUGGAGCUGGUUACGCCAAACUCAAUCGGAAACAAGGUGCUGGAGGAUGGUCGCCCUUGGAUACAGAUCGUAACCAGUGGUUACAGGUGGACCUGGGUUCUAGGAAGCAGGUGGUUGCCAUAGCUACACAAGGUCGCUACAGUAGCUCUGAUUGGACCAGCAAGUACCGGCUGCUUUACAGUGACGCGCAGAACAACUGGAGGCCGUAUCUGCAGGAUGGAAACAUCUGGACGUUUGAUGGGAACGUGAACAGUGAGGGAGUUGUUCGCUUUGAGCUGCAGCACGCCAUCCUGGCUCGCUACAUCCGCUUCAUCCCAGUGGACUGGAGCAGGGAGGGGCGCAUCGGAGUACGCCUGGAGCUCUACGGCUGCUCAUAUUGGGCCGAUGUGAUCAGUUUUGAAGGCCAUGGCGUCAUCCCCUACCGCUUCAAGAGUAAGAAGAUAAAGAUUGCGAAGGACGUCAUCUCCCUUAAGUUCAGAACCACGGCGGCAGACGGGGUCCUGCUCCACGGAGAGGGACAGCAGGGAGACUACAUUUCCCUGGAACUCAGCAGGGCAAGACUGCAGCUCAGCCUCAACUUAGGCAGUAACCAGUACGGAUCCAUUCAGGGGCACACCUCUGUGACCAGUGGGAGCUUACUGGAUGAUGACCACUGGCACUCAGUUGUCAUAGAGCGUUACCGCAGGAACGUCAACUUCACCCUGGACCAUCACACUCAGCAGUUCAGGACCAAUGGAGAGUUUGACCACCUGGACCUGGACUAUGAGAUCAGUUUCGGAGGACUGCCUGUAUCAGCGAAGCCAAGCUCCGGAGGCAGAGAUAACUUUGUGGGAUGCAUGGAGGGGAUCACCUACAACGGAGACAACAUCACUAAUCUGGUCCGCAGGAAGAAGGUGGACACCUCCAGCUUCCGUAACCUGACAUUUUCGUGUGCUGAGUCCAACUCCUUCUCCGUCUUCUUCAACUCCACGUCCUUCCUGCGGCUGCCGGGUCAGAGUGACAGCGACACUCUGUCAGUCAGUCUGUCUUUCAGGACGUGGAACCCCAACGGGCUACUGAUGUUCACGGCGCUGGCUGACGGCUGGGUGGAGGUGGGACUGACGGAGGGCAAGGUCACCGUCUUCAUGAAUGUGACACAGAAGAAGAACACACGCAUUGACAUCUCAUCAGGUUCCGGUCUGAAUGAUGGCCAGUGGCACAGUGUGCAUCUGAACGCAUUGGAGAACUAUGCUAUGCUGACAGUCGAUGGAGACGAGGCAUCCACAGUCAGAACGGCCAUCCCCAUCCAGAUCCAGACUGGAGGAAGCUACUACUUUGGAGGCAACUUUCUGCCCUCCAACACCCGCUCACUUCAGCGCUCCUUCCAGGGCUGCAUGCAGAUGAUCCACAUAGACGACCAUCUGGCCGACCUCAGGGCUGUGGAGCAGGGCCUCAUUGGAACAUUUGAAAAUGUCAGCCUGGAUAUGUGUGCCAUUAUAGACAGGUGUGUUCCUAAUUACUGUGAGCACGGUGGCCGCUGUUCUCAGACGUGGGAUACGUUCAGCUGCAACUGUAGCGGCACUGGAUACACUGGAGCUACCUGCCAUACAUCGAUGUUUCAGCAGUCCUGUGAGGAGUAUAAGCACCAGGGGAAGAGUUCUGGGAGCUACUGGAUUGACCCAGAUGGCAGUGGAUCUAUCACCCCCUUUAGAGUCAGCUGUGACAUGACAGAGGAAAGGGUUUGGACCGUGCUGAAGAACAACCUAUCUGCUCAGACCUCAGUCACCAGUGCAGACCAGGAGGGGAAGGCAGUGCUGCAGAUCACUUACAACGUGACUGAUGAACAGGUGUUGUCAGUCACCAGCAGUGCAGCGUACUGUGACCAGUAUGUAGCCUAUGCCUGCCGAAUGUCUCGUCUGCUCAACACUCCUGAUGGCGUCCCGUUUACCUGGUGGGUAGGAAGAGCCAAUGAGAGGCAUUCUUACUGGGGGGGCUCAGGACCAGGGAUACAGAAGUGUUCCUGUGGUAUCGAACACAACUGUACUGAUGCCAAACACUACUGCAACUGUGAUGCUGACCUGCGCAAUUGGAGGGAGGAUGCAGGCCUAUUGGUGUAUAAAGACCAUUUGCCAGUCAAUCAGGUUGUGGUUGGUGAUACAAGCAGAGCUGGAUCUGAGGCCAAACUGACUGUAGGGCCACUCAAAUGCCAUGGGGACCGGAACUUCUGGAACGCAGCGUCCUUCACCAGCCCUGCCUCCUAUCUCCACUUCCCUUCCUUCAGAGGAGAAACCAGCACCGACAUCUCCUUUUACUUUAAGACUUCGUCCACUCACGGAGUCUUUCUUGAGAACCUGGGAACCACCGACUUCCUUCACAUUGAACUCAGAGGAGGCUCUAUGGUCCUCUUCUCUUUUGACGUUGGCAGAGAGCGGGUGGAGCUCAGCGUCCGCUCGCCGGUGCCUCUGAAUGACGACCAGUGGCAUCGCGUGGAGGCUGAGAAGAACAUCAAGGAGGCGGUUCUGCAGCUUAAUGGACAGUACAGAGAGAUCAGACCCAUGCCCCCACAGGGACACACAAAACUGGAGUUCUACAGUGACCUAUAUGUUGGUGCCUUGAGUGGUCAGAGGGGUUUCCUGGGCUGCAUGCGGGCUCUGAAGAUAAAUGGUGUGACCUUUGACCUGGAGGAGAGGGCGAGGGUAACUCCAGGGGUGAAUCCAGGCUGCCAGGGCCACUGCAGCAGCUACAGGAUGCACUGCAGGAACGGUGGGAAGUGUGUGGAGCAGUACAAUGGAUACGCAUGUGACUGCUCCCUCACCGCGUAUGAUGGACCCUUCUGCACUGAGGAUGUAGGCGGCUACUUUGAGACGGGAACCCUGGUGCGUUACGACUUCCUGCCAGAGGCGGGCGCUUCUGCGUUGCAGGAAGCGAAGAGCGUAUCAGGUGUUGGUGUUCCGAGUGAGGCCAACCUGACUCAGGAGGAGCUGGUGUUCAGCUUCAGCACCUCCAGCGCUCCCAGCAUCCUGGUCUACAUCAGCUCCAGAACUCAGGACUACCUCGCUGUGGUGCUCAGGCACAACGGCACCCUCCAGAUCCGCUACAGUCUUGGGGGGCUAACAGAACCUUACACCAUAGAUGUUGACCAUCGUAACAUGGCCAACGGACAGCCACACUCUGUCAACAUAACUAGGUACUUAAGGGAGAUACGACUACAGCUGGACCACUACCCAGUGUCCACAUACACCCUACCCGAGGCCUCCGACACCCAGUUCAACUUGGUCAAAAGUAUCUUUCUUGGAAAGGUUUUUGAAACUGGACAGAUUGACCCGAUCCUAAUCGAGCGCUAUAACACGCCGGGCUUUGUGGGCUGUCUGUCAAGAGUUCAGUGGAACAGGGUGGCGCCGUUGAAAGCGGCGCUGCGCUCGGGACUGGCGGCACCCGUCAGCACCCAUGGGAUUUUGGUUCCAUCCAACUGUGGAGCCUCACCCCUGACCAUCUCUCCCAUGGCCUUGGCUAUGGACCCCUGGCACGUAGAAGCAGCUGGAGCUGUUUUUCCCUUUAAUGAGGACCAGGCCAGUGGUAAUGGAGUGGAUCGCAACUCUGCCAUAAUUGGAGGCAUCAUCUCCAUGGUGAUCUUCACUGUCCUGUGCAUCAUGGUGUUUGUGAUCCGUCAUAUGUUCCGUCACAAAGGCUCCUACCACACCAACGAAGCCAAGGGAGCGGACUCAGCAGACUGCGCUGACGCAGCGAUCAUCGUCAAUGACCCCGCCUUCACCGAAACCAUUGACGAAAGCAAGAAGGAGUGGUUCAUCUGAGCCCCUUCCAACAACACGGACACAUGACGUUAGGAUGUAUGUAGUUUUCUAAGCAUAGGGAGUAGUAGUGAGGUCACCACCUGUGGAACCUCGAGGAUGUGCCGAGUGGUUUAUUUAAAAGAACUUUAUGGACAAUGGACACCAUGGCGUUACAGCGGCAGUGUGUAUUAAAGCACAGGGCACAGUGGUGCCUGGCAGAGCCCUGUGCCCAGAGGUGGAGCGGUUUUAUUUAAUUUACAAUGGACAAUGUGACAGCCUUCAGAUGGUGUAGAGGGAAGGUGCCAAGAAGUUACAGGCCUUGAAUGAGUGAGUGUGUUCCCUAGCUUUAAUUUAUGUAUUUAUAUCAUUUUUUAUUUGAUUUCAGUUAAAUUUAUG
Molecule: messenger RNA, 4688 nt
Organism: Perca flavescens (yellow perch)
Lineage: Eukaryota; Metazoa; Chordata; Actinopteri; Perciformes; Percidae
Gene: cntnap2b
Product: contactin associated protein 2b
Exons: 25
Coding region: 366-4313 (1315 amino acids)
Source: RefSeq, a predicted model, not a curated record